AUGCAUAUGGUAAGAGUAAUUUGUAGGGUUGCUUUUGGUAAGAGUUACAAGGGGAGAGAAUUUGACAAUGGUCGCUUUGAAGAGGCUGUUAAUGAAGCCUUCGCUAUGUUGGGUGGCUUCUCUGGUACCCAUUUUUUCCCUUAUGUAGGGUGGAUCUUAGACAAGUUCACUGGACUCCAUGGAAGGCUUGAGAAGUGCUUCCAACAAUUUGAUGAUUUCUACCAAAACGUGAUUGAUGAGCAUCUCAACUAUGAGAGAACAAAAUCAGAGCAGGAAGACAUCAUUGAUGUCUUGCUCAAAGUAGGAAGGGAUCAUACAGGUCCAGGUGGUCCUCUCACCAAUGAUUAUAUAAAAGCAAUCCUUCUGGAUAUAUUUUUAGGUGGAGUAGAUACUACUACUGUUACAGUAGUGUGGGCAAUGACAGAGCUUGUUAAGAACCCAGAAGUGAUGAAGAAAGUACAAGAUGAGGUUAGAUGCUCUGUUGGAAAGAAAGGAAAAGUUGUUGAAGCAGUUCUCGAUCAGCUUAAAUUCCUUAAAAUGGUAGUAAAGGAGACUCCAAGAUUGCACCCUCCAGCUCCUCUAUUGCAUCCACGAGAAACCAUGCAUCAUUUUACCAUUAACGGAUAUGAAAUUUACCCCAAAACAAGAGUCCAAGUGAAUGUUUAUGCAAUUGGGAGAGAUCCCAAAUAUUGGAAGAACCCAGAAGAGUUCAUGCCAGAUAGGUUCAUGGAUAACUCAAAUGAUUACAAGGGAACACAUUUUGAGUAUUUACCUUUUGGAGCAGGUCGAAGAAUUUGUCCUGCAAUAUACAUGGGUAUUUCAAUGGUUGCGCUAACACUUGCAAAUCUUCUGUAUGCCUUGAGUGGGGCUUUCCUAAUGAGAUGA
Messenger RNA from Telopea speciosissima, 885 nucleotides. RefSeq names its product cytochrome P450 71B10-like. The record is from RefSeq and is a predicted model, not a curated record. The coding region runs from base 1 to 885 and encodes 294 amino acids. Gene Ontology annotation, molecular function: oxidoreductase activity, acting on paired donors, with incorporation or reduction of molecular oxygen; heme binding; iron ion binding. The transcript has 2 exons. Lineage: Eukaryota; Viridiplantae; Streptophyta; Magnoliopsida; Proteales; Proteaceae.